Messenger RNA from Octodon degus (degu), 2503 nucleotides. RefSeq names its product ADAM metallopeptidase domain 28 (gene Adam28). The transcript is spliced from 20 exons. Bases 44 to 2503 code for a protein of 819 amino acids. The record is from RefSeq and is a predicted model, not a curated record. Gene Ontology annotation, molecular function: metalloendopeptidase activity. Gene Ontology annotation, cellular component: plasma membrane. Lineage: Eukaryota; Metazoa; Chordata; Mammalia; Rodentia; Octodontidae. Gene Ontology annotation, biological process: proteolysis.
CUCAGGUGCAGCAAGGGCAAGCCCGCUGCUGGAGGCCCCCAGCAUGUGGCAAGGGACCCUGCCGGUGCUCCUGCUCCUGUCCCUGCUCGCUCCAGCUCCAGUAAGUGCUGUGAAAGAGCUCCCUCAGGCAAAGAAGUAUGAAGUUGUUUAUCCUGUAAGACUUCAUCCACUACACAAAAGAGAAGUCAAAGAACCAGAAAAACAGGAACAAUUUGAAACCGAAUUAAAGUAUAAAAUGACAGUGAAUGGAAAAAUUGCAGUGCUUUACUUAAAGAAAAGCAAGGAUCUUCUUGCUUCCAACUACAUGGAAACACACUACAAUUCCUCUGGAAAGGCGGUCACAACAAGUCCACAAAUCAUGGAUGAUUGUUACUACCAAGGACACAUCAUGAAUGAAAAGAUUUCUGAUGCCAGCAUCAGCACAUGUAGGGGCCUAAGGGGCUACUUCAGCCAAGGAGACCAAAGGUAUUACAUCGAGCCUUUGUAUGCCACACGUCAGGCUGACCAGGGGCACGCGCUCUUCAGGGAUGAGCCCAGUGACGACCAGGAUGGUGGCAGCUGUGGGAUGGAUGAUGUGCUGUGGCCAGGUGGACCUCACGAGCAUGUGGCCUCACAAGCCACCAGACUAGUUGAGUUAAAUAGCCAGAAGACUCAGGAUCACAGCAAAUACAUAGAAUAUUAUUUGGUCCUGGAUCAUGGCGAGUUUAAAAGGUACAAUGAAGAUCUGGAUGAAAUAAGAAGGAGGGUGUUUGAGAUGGCCAAUUACAUCAACAUGCUUUACAAAAAGCUCAAUACCCAUGUGGCCCUAGUUGGGAUGGAAGUCUGGACAGAUGGGGAUAAGAUAAAGAUAACCUCAAACGCAUCCUCUACUCUGGAAAACUUUUCUAAAUGGAGGGGGAGUGAUCUCCUCCGAAGACAGCACCAUGAUAUCGCUCAGUUAAUCUCCACAGCAGACUUUUCUGAAGCAAUGGCGGGCCUUGCCUUCCUGUCGUCGAUGUGCUCUCCUUAUCAUUCAGUUGGCAUCAUUCAGGACCACAGCAGCAAUCAUCUCAGAGUAGCAGGAACAAUGGCUCAUGAGAUGGGGCACAAUCUUGGGAUGAUUCAUGACGCCUUGGACUGCAAAUGUCCUUCCACAGUCUGCGUGAUGAAGAAAACAAUAAGCUUCUAUAUACCCACAGAUUUCAGUUCCUGUAGCCGUGCCAACUAUGAUAGAUUCCUUGAAGAUAAACUGUCAAAUUGCCUCCUUAAUGUCCCACUACCUAAAAAUAUCAUAUCUACCCCAGUUUGUGGGAACCAGUUGGUAGAAGUGGGAGAAGACUGUGAUUGUGGGACCCUAGAGGAAUGUACCAACGUUUGCUGUGAUGUCAAGACCUGUAAAGUCAAAGCGGGCUUUCAGUGUGCAUCAGGAGGAUGCUGCGAAAAAUGCCAAUUGAAAAAGGCUGGAAUGGUGUGCAGAUCAGCCAAACAUGAGUGUGACCUGCCGGAAAUGUGUGAUGGGAAAUCUAGUCGGUGCCCUGAUGACAGAUUCAGAGUCAACGGCUUCCCUUGUCAAAACGGGCUCGGCUACUGCUUGAUGGGACAAUGCCCCACCCUAGAAGAGCAGUGUAUGGACAUGUGGGGUCCAGGAACCAAGGUUGCAAAUAAGUCAUGUUACAACAGGAAUGAAGGUGGCUCCAAGUACGGAUACUGUCACAUGGUGAAUGGUACCCACAUGCCCUGCAAAGCAAAAGAUGUCAUGUGUGGGAAGUUGUUCUGUCAAGGCGGCUCAGGCGAUUUGCGCUGGAAAGGAUUUACAAUAUCCUUCCAGACAUGUAAACUAUUUGACCCUGAAGACAAAAGUCAAAGGGUAGACAUGGUGGCUGAUGGAACCAAGUGUGGACAUAACAAGGUGUGCAUGAACGCAGAGUGUGUGGAUAUGGAGAGGGUCUACAAGUCAGCCAACUGUUCCUCUAAGUGCAGAGGACACGCGGUGUGCGACCACGAGCUCCGGUGUCAGUGUAAAGAAGGGUGGGCCCCUCCGGACUGCGAGGACCCGUCCACCGUCUUCCACUUCUCCAUUGUGGUCGGAGUACUCUUCCCAGUGGCUGUCAUAUUCGUGGUGGUUGCUGUAGUGCUGUGUCACCAAGGUGCCAGAGGACAGGGGAGGAAAGCUCAGAGUGAUUUUGUGACAGUUGCUAAUGUGGCAUCCCUGUCCUCACCCCCAGAACUGGAGAGAGAACUGGAAGAAACCACUGGUAAGCUGUGGGAAUGGAGGUGGGCUCAGCUUUUGGACUUUGGUGUGUGGGCAGCUCCACAAGUCUAUGAGAGAGAAAAGGAGGAACAGAAGAUGCUCUCCCACUGCUCUGGCUUGAGCCCACAGUGCUCUGAGGAGCCCACUUUCUCUUCAGCGAGUGAGCCGAACCUUGGUGAACUCAAGAGUAAAAUCAGAGUAAUAGAGGAGCCCUUGCAGGGAGUGGCCGGGGGAGUGAACCUGGCAGGUCUCUGUAGAAGAUUGGUCACAUAA